Messenger RNA from Salarias fasciatus (jewelled blenny), 3693 nucleotides. It is a transcript of the gene gmps, whose product is annotated as guanine monophosphate synthase. The transcript has 16 exons. Gene Ontology annotation, cellular component: cytosol. Gene Ontology annotation, biological process: GMP biosynthetic process. Gene Ontology annotation, molecular function: GMP synthase (glutamine-hydrolyzing) activity; ATP binding; GMP synthase activity. Bases 211 to 2283 code for a protein of 690 amino acids. NCBI's taxonomy places the organism in Eukaryota, Metazoa, Chordata, Actinopteri, Blenniiformes, Blenniidae. The record is from RefSeq and is a predicted model, not a curated record.
GGACAGUGUGUGAUUCAGGCUGAGCCGAGGCGGGCCAGAGGACCAGUCUGCUCCUCCAACAGUAGUCGGCGUGCUGAGCCGGGAGCUGAGCAGCAGACCUCCCUCCUUCCAGCGUGUGUGUGAGUGUGUGUGUGUGACAGAGAGAGAGAGAGAGAGACCUGGGACGCCGCGGCGAAGGGGAGAGCUCAUUCCACUACACGGCGGUCCUCCAUGGCUCUGUGCAACGGAGACAGCAAGCUGGAGAUCAGCAGCGCAGAGCAGAAUGGGUCAUGUGAGGGGGCGGUGGCCAUCCUGGACGCAGGGGCCCAGUACGGGAAGGUGAUUGACAGACGAGUGCGAGAGCUGUGCGUACGAUCCGAGAUCCUCCCCUUGGAGACCCCGGCCUUUGCCAUCAGAGAACAGGGCUACAGGGCAAUCAUUAUUUCAGGAGGUCCGGCCUCUGUGUAUGCAGAAGAUGCCCCCUGGUUUGACCCCGCCAUAUUCACUAUAGGAAAGCCUGUGCUUGGGAUCUGCUAUGGCAUGCAGAUGAUGAAUAAAGUCUUCGGAGGCACAGUGCACAAAAAGAGUGUGAGGGAGGAUGGAGUCUUCAGUAUUGGACUGGACAACACUUGUUCUCUUUUCAGAGGCCUUCAGAAGGAGGAACUGGUCCUGCUUACUCAUGGGGACAGUGUGGAUAAAGUGGCAGAUGGCUUUAAAGUGGUGGCCCAAUCAGGAAAUAUCAUCGCUGGGAUCGCUAACGAACAGAAGAAGCUGUACGGGACACAGUUUCAUCCCGAGGUGGAUUUGACGGAGCGAGGCAUGGAGAUGCUGCGCAACUUCCUGUUUGAGAUCGCAGGAUGCACAAAUAACUUCACCGUGCAGAAUCGCCAGCAGGACUGCAUCACAGAGAUCAGAGAGAAGGUCGACAAAUCCAAAGUUUUGGUGCUGCUGAGCGGUGGAGUGGAUUCGACGGUGUGCACAGCUCUCCUCAACAAAGCACUGAACCAGGAUCAGGUGAUAGCAGUUCACAUCGACAACGGCUUCAUGAGGAAGAGAGAGAGCCAGAGUGUGGAGGAGGCUCUCACCAAGCUGGGCAUCAAACUGAAAGUGGUAAAUGCAGCACACACCUUCUAUAAUGGGACAACAACCCUUCCCAUCUCUGAGGAGGACCGGACGCCACGGAAACGCAUCAGCAAGACCCUGAAUAUGACCACCAACCCAGAGGAGAAGCGAAAAAUUAUCGGAGACACGUUUGUGAAAGUGGCAAAUGAAGUGAUUGGAGAGAUGAAUCUGAAGCCGGAGGAGGUUUUCCUGGCUCAGGGCACUUUGAGGCCCGAUCUCAUCGAGAGCGCCUCUCAUCUCGCCAGCGGCAAAGCAGAGGUCAUCAAAACACACCACAACGACACCGAGCUCAUCCGCAAGCUGAGAGACGAGGGAAAAGUAAUCGAACCACUGAAGGAUUUCCAUAAAGACGAGGUCAGAGCGCUGGGUAGGGAGCUGGGCCUGCCAGAGGACAUCGUCUGUCGACAUCCUUUCCCCGGUCCCGGGCUGUCCAUCAGAGUGAUUUGCGCAGAGGAACCUUACAUCUGUAAGGAUUUUGCGGAAACCAACAACAUCCUCAAAAUCGUUGCAGACUUUUCUGCAAGUGUCAAAAAGCCCCAUGCCUUGCUGCAGAGAGUCAAGUCGUGCAUAUCUGAUGAGGAGGAGGAGAAGCUCAUGCAGAUCACCAGCCUUCAUUCACUCAAUGCCUUCCUACUGCCCAUCAAAACCGUCGGCGUCCAGGGUGACUGCCGGUCCUACAGCUACGUGUGCGGCGUCACAAGUAAAGAAUCCCCACACUGGGAAUCGCUCAUGUUUCUGGCCCGACUCAUCCCUCGCAUGUGCCAUAGCAUCAACAGAGUCGUGUACGUAUUCGGGUCCCACGUGAAGGAGCCGCCAACAGACAUCACCCCGACCUUCCUGACCACAGGCGUUCUGAGCACGCUCAGACAGGCGGACUUUGUAGCUCACUCUAUUCUUAGAGAGUCUGGCUAUUCCGGUAAGAUUAGCCAGAUGCCGGUCAUCCUCACUCCCCUGCACUUUGACCGCGACCCGCUGCAGAAGCAGCCGUCCUGCCGGCGCUCUGUGGUGGUCCGAACAUUCAUCACCAGCGACUUCAUGACGGGCAUCCCCGCCAUGCCGGGCAAUCAUAUCCCCGAGGAGGUGGUGCUGAAGAUGGUGAACGAGAUCAAGAAAAUCCCCGGCAUCUCCAGAGUCAUGUACGACCUGACCUCCAAACCGCCCGGCACCACGGAGUGGGAGUAAAACACAACAUGACUCCUUCACGCUCACAGGACACACACACACACACACGCGCACACACGCACACACUCACACACAAUGCACAAACACUCUCAACUGAUACCAGAGGGGGCAGAUAAACCCCACCCCUCCCCACCUUCCCGUGUCCCUCCUCUGUCCCGAACCUCCUCCCCUCCUCCUCUCUUCGACAUUCCCAUGGACGGCAGACCGUACUGUGACGAGCGCACACGCAGCGGCGCUCCUGCUCUGCUCUCCCCGCCCACUCUUCCCUGGUCUUAAUAUGUUCGGCGGUAGGGAGCUAUUAAUGUUGGGUAUUGAUAUUAUAUUGUCGUUUUUAAUUAAUGUAAAACAAUGUAUUUCCUCGCUACGUUUGAAAAAGUCGAAUUGCCACUUGUUGCGGCGAGAAGCUGUGAAAGUUCAGUAAGUGGACUUUGAUGUUGUGCCUCAGGAUGCAUUAUAGGACAAGUGAAAAGAAAAAAAUAAAAACAAGCAAGCAGUUGUGUCAUGAAAAGAAACAAAAGCAGGAAAGAGAGGUUUGAAUAUCUUUAGUUUUUUUUUUUUUUUUUUUUUCUUUUGGUCAUAUGUUUUUGUUCCACUGUUGUAGGUCAGAAUGUUCUCAUUCUAAGCCUGUCCUCUCCUCAUCCUCGCCUCUGCCUGUAUGCUGUGCUACGACGAAGGUCGUCCACACAGACGGCCCAUGUGACCAAUCGACUCUUUCUAAGCUUUCCGUUUUGCCAAAAGUAGAAUCUUGUCAUGACGAUCUUCCUCGGCUGCGUUUCCUUGUAACGAGCGGGUGGCUGGUUGAGAAACAGACCGCCGCCGCGCCGCAGAUUACCGGAGUGUAACGACCCGCGUGCAGCUGUGGGGGGAGGCCAAUAUGAUGGGUAAGUUUGUAUGUGCCUGGUUUUUUUUUUUUUUUUUUGUGGUGUGAUCUGACCUGGACUCUGAUGUUUCCAGAAAGGAGAAAAUAACAGUUUCUCCUCAUGCUGCAAUAUGUAUGCUUUUUAUGAAGAAUAACACGGUAGGAGGAGUAAUAACAAAACUAUAAAGUACAGUAAGAGUUUAUAACCACAUUUCAAUUGCUGUUGUCACCUCAUUAUUUGGCUGCUCGUUUCUUUUUUGUGUGUGCGCGUAAGGGCACAUUUCUGCACUUAUUUUAUUUUUUCUUCUUAAUCCGCUGGUGAAGCCUCAGUGCUUGAUCGUCAUCCAUCCUACAUCCAGUGGAAACAUCACCCUCCCAAAAGUGUCACGCUGUAGUGUCAAAGGUCAAGUUAAGAGUACUGUCUUCGCUGGCAUUGCUUUGUGUUAUGAAGGCAUUUCUCCAUUCCGUACGGUCAGAAGCCCCUCAGCACAUCGUAGUCUCCAGUCUCGUCGUUUCGACCUCAGUGAAUACAGUGCUCAGGUUUAACUGAG